UGAUUCAGCUCGGUAUUUUGAUUUGUGCAAUGAAUCAAAUAUAGCGUGACUAAUGCGUUAAUAGUUACUUAGUGGCUUUUGAGAGUGCAUCCAAGUUUUGGGCUGAGGCUUUGCAUUCGUGCGAGCGUCUGGCACACGACGAGUGCACUGCACUGAAAACUCUUUCCCGGAGAAGAAAAGCUCAUGCGAAAGUGUGCUAGAUCAUACGUGGUCUAGGUCAGAAAUGACCCCCAGGAAGGCUGCAAAGGCAAAGGGAAGACAAGGAAGUUGACUCAACGAAUCAAGUGGUAGAAGGAUGCAAUCGUAGUGGAUGUAAAAUACAUAUUUCGUUGCACCCUGGCUGCAUAUUGCUCAACAUUGCGCAUUUGAAUACGACCUGCAAGCCAGACAGUCCAGGAUAUUUCGUCUGAUUAAAUGCAUUGAUUAAAGCAACAUGAAUGGCUAUUGAUUUGAAACCCAUGUAAUUGUUUAAUCUUUCACAUGACUUUAACAUUUAUCAAUAGGGCUGUUGAGAUAUCAUUUGUUACUGCGGGCAAUAACACUUGCGCGCCUUUUCGAAAAUGUGAGCAUUUGGAUUUGAUUUCACCAAGAAGGGAAACAUGUGUCGCUGGAAUGAAGUUAACAUGAACACUUCGAAUAGUCUGCAAUGAUAGCCGGGGAAUGUGGAACGACCAUGCAUCGAAUUCUACAGAGGAGAACAGUGCGCAAACUUCGCUUCGUCUGGGUAUUCAUGGCCAUGGUGGCUCUGUCGCUCGCCGCCUGUAGCGCACUAUUUACGGCGUGGACCUGGAGACAGACGCUGGACCUGUCCCAGUCCGUUAAAACUCUGCAAGACCGAUUGGAGCAAGUGAACACUCAGCGUAAGGCCAUUGUCCAACUCAUCAUGGAGAAGAGAGAGUUGCUGGUGGGGCAAAGGGUGAAAAGAGAUGGGGGAACUGGGAAAGGGAAGAGUGGAAAUGGAAAGAAAGUGGCUUCUCAGUUUGAGAUAACCAAAGAGUCUGUUCAGAAAGUGGGAGCUGAUGGCUUGAUAAAAGGAUGGACGGACUCGGAGCAGUUGAAUAUGAGCAAAGCUGUGAAGUACAACACAGACAGAGGCACCUUCACAGUGGAGAGAGCUGGAGUCUACUUCCUCUUCUGUCAGGUGUUGUUCAAUGAGAAUCAGUCUCAGCUGGUGAAGUUGGAAGUGGUGGUGGUGAAGAGCGGCCAGCCGCUGCAGAAGCUGCAGUGCAUGGAGGGCUAUGGGACUACACCUGCAUCCGGAUCCCACCAGUUCCACUUUCUCAAACCCUGCCAGGUGUCUGGCCUUCUGCGGCUAGAGAAGGGGGCAGAGCUACAGGCCAUCACAGGCGCCGGCUUCAGCCUCCACACCACGGGGAAGCACUACUUAAGCCUCUUCAAGGUCAACUGAGUUGCCGGAGAGGAUGGAAAUAUUGGAAGGAUGGAGGGGGUGGAAAAAUGGUUGAAGGAAGCGGUUUGUCCUACUCCGACCUGUAUUAAUGAGACACACCAACGUGACAUUCCUCAUUUGUUUAAUUGUGAAAUCUGGACCAAUGAUCAGGGGCAUUGUAAUAACUAUGGCUCAUGUUCGCUACAGACACUUAGUAUCAGAGGAGGCUGGUGGGAGGAGCUAUAUGAGGAUUGGCUCAUUGUAAUGGCUGGAAUGGAAUAAAUGGAACCGAGUCGAACGUGGUUUUCCAUAUUUUUGAUACUGCUCCAUUUAUUUCCUUGCAGCCAUUACAAUGAGCCUGUCCUCCUAUAGCCCCCCACCAGCCUCCUCUGCUCUGUAUGAUACUUCUUCAAAGACAGAAGCUGUAAGGAAGAUUAUAAAGGGAUACUUAUGCACUUCUAGACCCUCCUAGCGAUUCUACCCCUGCUUUUUUAAGGAAAACCCAUGGAACGUUGUCUGGAUCAGUUGAUGCUGCUCUUCUGGAGUGAAGCUCAUCCUCCUGAGUCUUGGUUCACCGUGACUUUGCCUGCGCAUAGCAGGGAACUGACCCAUGAUGCACCUCUCUGAGGCGCUAAGCUGGUGGACUACUGAAUGAGAAGGAUUCUGAGUAAUGAGCUGGAUGGAUACGUUGAACUAUGAGUCUCUCAUCCAUUGUAAUCCUUGUUAUCUCAGCAGUUGGGUUGUACAUGUCUUUCACACACAGGAACGUAUACAACAACAAAAAAACUAGCCUAUGAUCUUACCAACGUCUCUCAGUCUAGAGACUCUUUAUGACUAUCCAUCUCAAUCUUUUAAACUGAGUCUCUUAACAUUAUAGGCCUAUCAUAUAUCAUUUUAGAUACAAAUAUUCAGUAUGUUCUGUCGAAUCACAUUUCAAUAUGUUACAUGAUUGUCAGUUUCAGACUGCACAUCGAAGAACUAGGGCCGGGAUUCAUUCCAAGACGCGUUACAGAGCAACACUCUAAACAGCCGACAAUGAGUCUUUUAAAGGCAUUUUCCCCCAAAAUUCACGAAGAUCGCAUCCCCAGUAAUCGCUGCGCAUGUUGGCUCAAGAGAAAAUGCCCUUCAAAAGUCCAUUACAGUGAGCUGUGCUAUGAGACGCGUUGGAUUGAAUCCCGGCGUAGUUGUGUAUAUAAGGCUCAGUCUGUCGAGAUGCAGUAUAUCAUGGUGGAAAUAUAAAUGAUUUUGUAUAUCGUAAUCACAAUACUUGUACUCAUUCCAAACUCUCUUAGGUGCCAUUUGCAGCAAUAUGUAUUGAACACAGACAGUACAAGAGUAUUUCUAUCAGGUGGUUUGGUUUAAUGUUUUAACACUCCUACUCUGGUUUAUAAGUAGUGUGUGGGGGACCACAUUGGCUUCUCCUCAGCAAUUUACACACAUACACACACACACACACACACACACACACACACACACACACACAGACAAAUACACCACAAUGCAAAAGUCACAUAAUUCUAGUUUUCAGUUCAAAACAGUCCUAAUUUCUCAUCAUUAGAUGGAAAGUACCUCAUUUGUAAAAAGAGGUCUAUUUGUGAGUCAAACCCAUAGGUCAAGGUUGAAGAACCAGUGAGGGGAUAUUGUGUGUGCACGUGUUUGCGAAAUUAUGUGUGCAAUGCUGGUUGUUGUUCUAAACUGACUUCCCAAAAGUCAAAUAAUUCUGGUUUCCAGCUCAAAAGAGCUGUAGUUUGUCAUCAUUAGAUCACAAGUGGAAAGUGUGUUAUUGUGUUGUAAACAUAUUUCCUGUUUGAUUUCCUAAUCCUUCUCCGCUUCCCUUUUGCACCUUACAUUUAGCCCGUUUUGCAUCUAACAUUUCCCUUUCAGAACUCAACACACACACACACACACACACACACACACACACACACACACACACACACACACACACACACACACACACACACACACACACACACACACACACACACACAC
Molecule: messenger RNA, 3379 nt
Organism: Oncorhynchus keta (chum salmon)
Lineage: Eukaryota; Metazoa; Chordata; Actinopteri; Salmoniformes; Salmonidae
Product: tumor necrosis factor ligand superfamily member 12-like
Exons: 6
Coding region: 647-1408 (253 amino acids)
Biological process (GO): immune response
Cellular component (GO): membrane
Molecular function (GO): tumor necrosis factor receptor binding; receptor ligand activity
Source: RefSeq, a predicted model, not a curated record